UAAGCUAACGUUAGCUAGCACAAGGACGAGGAGAUAAAACAGCAUAUUUACAUUCAAGCGCUUCUCGGGGAACGUCAAUAAGCGGCACGUCUUUGUUUUACAAUAACAAUCAAAAAGGAGAGUAUUGCUCUACAGUUAAAUAAUUUGGGGCACGAUCGAAACAUGCUCCGGACUAUGACGCUUGUUUUUUCCUUGCCUAUUCGGGGAUUGUGAUGCGAGGUGCUCCGGUGAGACCGCGAGCGACAUUAGGAAAUCAUUUUAAAAAAAUAGAAUGAUAAACUCGAAAACGAAGUAUUUGGGUUUACCGAAAGGUGCAUAAAACUAAACUGGUCUAGGUGUCAUUGUUGGGUAACUACUUUAGCUAGGUAGCUAGUUUGCUUAAUGCACAAUACAUAGUAUUUUGCUAACGUAAUGGAGGCACCGUGAGCGAUUGUACAGUUUUAGCUAGUUAGCCAGGUAACGUUAAAUGGUCACCCAAAAUAUAGUUAUAACGUUAGCUAGCUUCCACAUCCACUUUUAGAGUGUGCUGACAAACAAAAUAGAGAAUACUGUAACUAAAAACGGCUAUAUAUGCACUUCAUUGAUAUCUAUCGUGGUUACCUAGCAUUAAAUUAGCUAGCCAAAGAAGUAUAAACUAGAUUGAGACUAGCUACUGUCGCAGGAUAAUACGUUAUUUCUCGGUUAGGAUUUGUCUGUCACAGUCGUUUGACAUGUGUUGCCUUUAGAUCUUGAUAAUUUGACAACUAUUUACAGUUGCUGGACAUGUGAUAUGGUCAAUUUAUCAAAGGUUUUCUGAAUUACAAUUUCAGGCUAUAAAUAUUCUGAAUUGCAGGCACGCAUCACGUAUCAAACCAGUCAAGAAAUGAUAUCUUGAAAUAGUUGUGCAUGUGAGCACAAAUAGCUGUUUUGUCAAUCAAUUACGUUUAUCACUCAGAAUGCACUUUAUAUUGUCGUUGUUGACAUGUCAAAACAAAGUUGUAAACAUUCUUGAUGAAAGUACUUAUUACAAAUUGUUAGCUAUUUUAGGAUCAAAGACCAACAUUCAAAGGCUAGACUGAAAUCAACCUUGUGUCAAGUGCGGAGUUCUCGAAUCCCGUCAAAUUGCUAGAUCAAUUGCCAACACUAUCUUCCUGGAAAUGAAAAUAUGAAUAUCGAGGAGCAAGCUCUAGAUUUGUGCAAUGUCAAAAUGAAGAGUAAUGUCGAUGACAAUACUACCAAUAACUCGGAAGAGAUCAUACCCCGGAUUUCGGAACUGAUGGAUGGAGACUUGUGCAAACAAGGCAUUGGCACCGAGGUCGCCGACACAUCCUCUCUAGCCAGGCUCACAGACAACCCGCGGGGGGAGGACAACCACCGGUCAAAAGAGACACUAGAAAUCGACGAAGUGAACGGGAAUAAGAACAACAGCGUCCCAGAUACCCCUGCAAUAGUCAGUUCUGACUUUGCCGUUUCUAAUGACGACCAAGACCAAGAGGAGAGUAUCAAGGAUACAACACCAUCGGCCCUCAUGUUUGCUAUUGAGGAAGGGGAUGAUGGUGGGGAUAUGGACAUUAGUGUGGAUUUGAGCCUGGAUGAAAGUGGCAUGUUGGAGUCAGAACCUACAGACCAAGGACCAUCCCUAACAGAGGAGACAUUCUCAAGCGGUACCAAUCCAGAUUCAUCUACCCCAGAUGUUGUCACGGACAAGGAACCUGAUAAACCCUCAGAACAGGAGGACUCGCCACCUGUCAUUGCCACAGGAGAGGCCCUCUCUCCAGCCCUGGAUGAGGGGGACGAUAAACACAAAAAUGGCAAGAGGGUGACUUUUCCUUCAGAUGAGGAUAUUGUCUCUGGAGCAGUGGAGCCCAAGGACCCUUGGAGACAUGCCCAGAAUGUGACGGUGGAUGAGAUUCUCUCUGCCUACAGACAGGCCUGCGUGAAACUCAACUGUAAACUCAUCCCCAAAGUGCUCAAACAGAUGCAGGAGCUGAAAGACCUAACUCAUCGAAACGAAUGCCUGGACCUUAAAGGUGAGAAGCUGGACUAUAAGGCGUGUGAGUCCCUGGAGGAGGUGUUCAAGAGGGUCCAGUUUAAAGUGGUGGACCUGGAGCAGACCAGCCUGGAUGAAGAUGGUGCGUCCGCUCUCUUUGACAUGAUUGAGUACUAUGAGUCGGCCACACACCUCAACAUUUCCUUCAACAAGCACAUCGGCACCCGCGGCUGGCAGGCCGCAGCCCACAUGAUGAGGAAGACGAGCUCUCUGCAGUACCUUGACGCCCGCAACACGCCCCUGCUGGACCACUCUGCCCCGUUUGUGGCACGGGCUCUCCGCAUCAGCGGCAGUCUUGCUGUGCUGCACCUGGAGAACGCUGGGCUUUCUGGACGACCACUCAUGCUGCUGGCCACGGCUCUGAAGAUGAACAUGAACCUACGGGAGCUGUACUUGGCUGAUAACAAGCUGAACGGCCUGCAGGACUCGGCACAGCUGGGCAACUUGCUCAAGUUCAACUGCAACAUCCAGAUACUGGACCUCCGCAACAACCACAUACUGGACUCUGGUCUGGCCUAUGUCUGUGAAGGCCUGAAGGAACAGAGGAAAGGCCUGGUCACUCUGGUGCUCUGGAACAACCAGCUAACGCACAACGGCAUGGGCUACCUCGCAGCUGCACUGCCCUGUACCCAGAGUUUGGAGACCCUAAAUCUGGGCCAUAACUCUGUGGGGAACGAGGGGGUCCACAAGCUGAAGGACGGGCUGAUCUCCAACCGCUCGGUGCUCAGGCUUGGCCUGGCGUCCACCAAGCUGUCCUGCGAGGGUGCCGUGGCAGUGGCAGAGUUCAUCGCAGAGAGCCCCCGGCUGCUGCGUCUGGACCUGAGGGAGAACGAGAUCAAGACGGGGGGCCUCAUGGCCCUCUCCCUGGCCCUCAAAGUCAACACCUCCCUCCUACGCCUCGACCUGGACCGAGAGCCCAAGAAAGAGACUGUGAAGAGCUUCAUCGAUACGCAGCGUUCCCUGCUGGCUGAGAUCCAGAACGGCUGCAAGCGGAACUUCAUCCUAGCCAAGGAGAAGGAGGAGACCGAGCAGCAGAUGCAUUCGGCCUCCAUGGCCGAGAUCGCCACCGAGGACAGAACCGAAGAGGAGGAUGGAGCUGAUUCCGGCGAGCAUGUUGAAAAAGAUGGGGAAGACAGUGAGUGUGAGGGAGGAAAGGAAGGAGUAAAAGACACUGAGAGCCUGACUGACAGCCAAUCGGCAGUGCGCUCUGAGGGAAUAGUGUUGCCUUUGCUGUUGGAGUCAGACUCGGACACAGACGACGAUGAGGAGGAAGAGGUGGUUCUCUCUAAAGCUCCCUCCGUCUCCCCUGUCCCCAAACACACUGGCCCUUCACUCCGGGCAGCGACAACCCAGCACCCCCUCAGUGCUUCACAGAUGCCAACCGCCCCCUUUACCCCACCAGCUACGGGGGCUUUCAUUUCAGGGAUCACCGUCACGGAGUCCACGGGCCCCCCCGGUACGCCCCCUUCGCCGGGCCGCUGUAUCUCUGUGUCGAGCCCCGGGAGGGGCCACAAGAUCUUCAUGGUGACCAGAGUAGAGAGCCCCUCUGACCAGCAGCAGGUUCUGGGGAAGAUUGGCAUGCACAACCCCAAGGCCUCAAAGGAGCCAGUGGUGUCACUAGUGAAGCAAACCACACAUCGACCACAGGCCCCUUCACAACCCUCACAGGAGGAGGUGAGAACAGAACAGACACAACCCCAGACCAUGCCCACGCCACUGACACAGGAAGUGAGACAGAGCCUGACGGAACAGACACAACCCCAGACCACGCCCACGCCACUGACACAGGAAGUGAGACAGAGCCUGACGGGACAGACACAACCCCAGACCACGCCACUGACACAGGAGGUGACACAGAGCCUGACAGAACAGAUACAACCCCAGACCACGCCACUGACACAGGAAGUGAGACAGAGCCUGACGGGACAGACACAACCCCAGACCACGCCCACGCCACUGACACAGGAAGUGAGACAGAGCCUGACGGGACAGACACAACCCCAGACCACGCCCACGCCACUGACACAGGAAGUGAGACAGAGCCUGACGGGACAGACACAACCCCAGACCACGCCCACGCCGCUGACACAGGAAGUGAGACAGAGCCUGACGGAACAGACACAACCCCAGACCACGCCCACGCCACUGACACAGGAAGUGAGACAGAGCCUGACAGAACAGAUACAACCCCAGACCACGCCACUGACACAGGAAGUGAGACAGAGCCUGACGGAACAGACACAACCCCAGACCACGCCCACGCCACUGACACAGGAGGUGAGACAGAGCCUGACGGAACAGAUACAACCCCAGACCACGCCACUGACACAGGAAGUGAGACAGAGCCUGACGGAACAGACACAACCCCAGACCACGCCCACGCCACUGACACAGGAGGUGACACAGAGCCUGACAGAACAGAUACAACCCCAGACCACGCCACUGACACAGGAAGUGAGACAGAGCCUGACGGAACAGACACAACCCCAGACCACGCCCACGCCACUGACACAGGAGGUGAGACAGAGCCUGACGGAACAGACACAACCCCAGACCACGCCCACGCCACUGACACAGGAGGUGAGACAGAGCCUGACGGGACAGACACAACCCCAGACCACGCCCACGCCGCUGACACAGGAGGUGACACAGAGCCUGACAGAACAGACACAACCCCAGACCACGCCCACGCCACUGACACAGGAGGUGAGACAGAGCCUGACGGAACAGACACAACCCCAGACCACGCCCACGCCACUGACACAGGAGGUGACACAGAGCCUGACGGAACAGACACAACCCCAGACCACGCCACUGACACAGGAAGUGAGACAGAGCCUGACGGAACAGACACAACCCCAGACCACGCCCACGCCACUGACACAGGAGGUGAGACAGAGCCUGACGGAACAGACACAACCCCAGACCACGCCCACGCCACUGACACAGGAGGUGAGACAGAGCCUGACGGAACAGACACAAACCCAGACCACGCCCACGCCGCUGACACAGGAGGUGAGACAGAGCCUGACAGAACAGACACAACCCCAAACCACGCCACUGACACGGGGGCUGGUCCAGAGUUUAGAUGAACCACAGACAAUAGAUCCUAAACAGACGGAGAAGAGUCCUGUUGCGCCAGAGGAACCUUCUUCCGAGGAGGACGUAGUAGAGACUCCUAAUGACCCGUCUGAGACGCUAGAACCACCAUCCAACCUCCUAACCCAACCCACAGAGGAGGAAGUCGAGGGCGUUCUAGACAGUUCGCAACCUGUACUGGCAGAGCAGAGCCCAGGAACAGCAGCCCAGCCAUCACACACACUGUCCCUUCCUACAGAAGAUGUAGCCACUCAAUCACUAGCAUCACCCCAACAGACAGAGCAGAUGGUAGAGACAGCUACAGAGCCCCGGCUAGAACAGUCUGCUGUUGAGCAGCAGUCCACUGAAGCUGCGCUGGAAGGAGAGGUGGUGGUGGGAGAAAAGGAGGCGAGUCAGGACCCAGUAGAAGAGACAUUUCGUGAACAGGCAGAGUCUCAAACCAACACAGAGGAAGAUGAGAUGCAGUCAGAACGGCUUCCACAGCAGGAACAUAUUCCGGAACAGGCUAGUGACACAGUUCAGCAACCAUUAGCGCCGCAACCGUUAGCGCCUCAGCUAGCGAUGCAGACUAACACUAAGCCACUGGGGGAUCUCCUUCUAACAGCACCACUCCAGUCACAGCCUGAAACAGUGCAGCCAGACUCUGAGCUUCUGCCCCCAGAACAGGAACCGGCAGAGACACUUCCACAGGCACACCGACAGGUGGUGCCAGAGAGUCCCUCUGAGCAGGGAGCCACUGAGAGUGUAGCAGAAGCAGAACAGGAACUAUAUCUGUCAGAGGAGGAGCAGCAGCAACUAGCACAACAGGCACUUCCUGUGCAGGUGGAACAGCAGCAACAACAACCUGUUCUAGAGCAACUACAGCAGCAGCCUCUCCAACCAGAGGGGCAAUCACAGACCACCCUUCCCGCCAAGCCCUCACCUGUUCCAGCCGAGACAGACACUGCUCUGGAGGUGGAGGGCUGUAGCUCCCCUCCCAAGGCAGAGGAGUCCCCAGACGAGAGCUCCACGGACGAGGGGGAGAGCGUGGAGGAGGUGGUGGGCUCGGCCCUGCCCAACGGGCUGAAGCCAGAGUUCGUCCUUCACCUGCUGGACCCCGAAGGCCCCAAGCCUGGGCCUGGUAGCUGUGUGAUGGAGCACGUGAGUGUGACAGCAGAACUGAGCUGUGGUCAGGACCUGGAGGAGUUGUUGCUGGAGGCCAGCCUGGAGACUGGGAGAGACGCACCAUAGCUGUGUCAUGGUACACCUACACUAACUACAACGCCACAUUUGCGUGGUUUUGUUGGAGAGAGGAACACAGGAACUCGUAUCGUCUGUGUCUCGGUGACUCUUGUUGCUCCGACAAUUUUUUCCCGUUGUCAUAAUCCCACAACUCACCACCGCCACCUCUAUGACAACAGAGGACCAGUUGUCAUCUAAGUAAUACACCUAAUAAAUAAAAAAAAUAAGACACAAAACAAUAAUCAUUGAGCUUCAUCACAGCACGUAAGGAAUUAACUACGUUUUCAACCGAAACGCACACACGUUAUAUUUUAAAGAAAGUAAUAAUUUUUAAAAAAGAAGGCAAAAGGUUAGUGUGAUUUUCUUCCUAUCACUACAUUCCGUCAAUCAGGAAACCACAUUCAUGCAGGGAGCGGGGGGUGAGAAAGAAGUAGAGAGGGAAGGAGGGGCUUAAUCACUGCUCUAACCCAAGACACAGGACACACUGCUCACCCCCUGCUCCACCCCGACCCUGUGUUCUUGACACUGACACAAAACCUUACUAUUGCCCUCUGCUGGAGGAAAGAGAAGGUGCACAGCUGUAUGUGACAGUGUGGGACCCAGCCAAGAGGGCCCACUGGCUUUUUAGUGUGUCAUUCUCUGACAAUGACAGUUGGGCACAGAGGGUUUUAUAACCAAGGAAGGCGUGACAGGAGAAGGCAUUUGUUUUGUGCGUAUUUGUCCCCCCCCACACCUCGUAAGGGGAUCUCUGCCAAAGUGACUGCUUUCUUUUGUGUUCCUUCCGUUCGCUUUGGCCCCCCCUCAGGAAUCGUCCCCGCCAGUCUCUCUCCAGCAACGCUCUGGAACACCCAAACGAUCUGUCAUCUGCCAAAAACACACCGUCUCAGUCGAAAAUGUAUUUUUGGAUGAGAUGGCGGAGUUACUUUCAUCUAAAGCCUUCUGGAAACCUCUGUAAAUGUUGGAUAACAAAAUGUCUGCCUUGAUGGAGUAAUGCCGUUCAUUACAGAGUAAGUCUACCCUUUUUUUCCUCCACCGGACAGUCAUCAGACAUUCUUUUAUGUUUGUCCGCCCAGAGUGAUUAAAUGUAGUGUGACACUCGAUAGGAGUAACAAGAAAAAGUAGUUCUGACUUUGUCUGUCGUGUCCUCCCCUCUUUCUUUCAGUCUUCUGCCGGUACAACACUGUGCCAUCUCAUUUCCCAGCUCAACGCAGGAUUAAUGUUGCCUUCGACUCGACUAGGUUUAAAUUUCAUCUCCUUUUGUUUUGCUGCUUGGAGAAAUCAGUUGUUUAUUUAUUUUAUAUGAGCCUUUUACUUUGUGUGAUUUAUUGUUCUCCCGUUCUCUCCCUCUUUAUUAGUUAUUUUCCAUGGGGUUUGCUUUUAAAGAUUUCCCCCCUUUGGUGUAUAUUUCAGUUUCAAAUUAGAGCAAUUAUUAUGUAGUUUUUUUUGGGGGGGGGGGGUCUGAUGUGAAUGAGACUGCUGGGUGGAGGGAUCAACGGUUAUGGCAAUAGGGAGGGAGUGCAGUUAUGAAAAUAAACGAAAAGGACGUUUUCCUAAGGAGGGGCAGUGUGAAUGGUGGUUGACAUCACUGAUAACACACUGACUGAGAGACUAUCCCUGUUUUGAGACUUCACAUCUUUAACACUACUGUGCUAGGUUAAGCUAUGGCCACCUGGGGGCGCUGGGGCUGCUGGUGUUUUCCUUUCUAGAUAUACUGUAUUACCCAACAGCAGCUACUGCUUAAGACUCUUGUAGGCCAGGAGGACAUUGAUUUGAACACAAACAUGUGGGUGAAAGUUUGAGUGAACUUCCCAACAACACUGAGGACAUGUGAGCCUGAACGGCCAACGCUGGGAACCUAUGGGCCAGCUACCAAGGGCCCUAUUCAACUGGUAUCCAAAAGGUGCUUUCUUACAGUGCAAGAAGAAUACAGGUUUGUCACAACCGCGGGAUCCUCUGGAUAUAGGUUUUGGUUGAAUAGAGCCCCUUGUUUCAAUCCGUCUGUUCUAUUUCCCCUGGUCAACCAGGUUGUUUUUCAACCCAAAUCGUCAUUGCUGUGCUGCCCUCACUAUUUGUAAUGCUUACAUUUUUUUUGUCAUUUUUAAUUAUUUGUUAAAUUAAUUGAAAUGUGCUGGUAAUCACAAAGAUAUGUAUGGCAACUAUUUUUGUUCCUCUCUCUCUCAAAUAAAUGCAUGUAAUGACUAAUGAA
Messenger RNA from Salvelinus namaycush (lake trout), 8555 nucleotides. RefSeq names its product protein phosphatase 1 regulatory subunit 37-like. The transcript is spliced from 13 exons. Gene Ontology annotation, molecular function: protein binding. Lineage: Eukaryota; Metazoa; Chordata; Actinopteri; Salmoniformes; Salmonidae. The record is from RefSeq and is a predicted model, not a curated record. Bases 1145 to 6358 code for a protein of 1737 amino acids.